This is a messenger RNA of Hemicordylus capensis (graceful crag lizard), 10550 nucleotides long. RefSeq names its product calcium voltage-gated channel auxiliary subunit alpha2delta 2 (gene CACNA2D2). Gene Ontology annotation, molecular function: voltage-gated calcium channel activity. NCBI's taxonomy places the organism in Eukaryota, Metazoa, Chordata, Lepidosauria, Squamata, Cordylidae. The transcript is spliced from 40 exons. The coding region runs from base 582 to 3941 and encodes 1119 amino acids. Gene Ontology annotation, cellular component: voltage-gated calcium channel complex. The record is from RefSeq and is a predicted model, not a curated record.
GGAGGGAUGCGAGGGGAGGAGGCUGGGCAGGUUGGCUGCCUAUUUGAGGGAAAGUAGCAGUUUGUAUUCGCUCAGUGUUUGCCACAGCGGAGCGGAGCCCGCUGCGUGAGGGCCGGCGCGCCCAGGAGCAACCCGCCUGGCUGUGCUGGGAGUCCGAGGCGACCUGCUCCGACUCUCCUUUCGUUUCAUUCUCCUGAGAACUGCCCCGCUUGUGGCAUUUCAGCGCGGGGAUAGGGGAGGGAGGCAGACAGCCUGCUGCUGCUGCCGCCGCCGCUUGCCUCACUGACCGGCUGACUCUCGCUACUCUGGAGUAGCCGAAGGAUACUAGCAGUGCCGGCUGCCGGCCCCAAGAAGCCCCUCACAGUAUCCCAGCCCGAGCAACGCGGGGGGGAGGGAGGAGGGGCGCCUUGCCAGCCCAGCUCCAGCGUCACCGCCGGGAAAGAGAGAGAGUUGUUGGUGCCGCCGCUGAAUUUUUAAUGGAAAAAUGGCGAUCUCGGCUCAGACCUGCGGCGCAUCUUGCCUCGUCCCGGCUCUGUGCAGCCAAAUAAUCCUGUGCCUCGUCCUCGCGACUCCUGACGCGGAUGGCUUCAGCUUCCCUCAGCAGUACACGCAGUGUACAAAUUGACUUCAACCAGGUCUUGGUCUUGAACUUGAUCUUGAUUUCAGCUAGGAAAGAAGCAGAGAUGGCUUUUAUGGCUUACAGGAUGCAGUAUUGGGCCAGAAGGCUGGAGCAAGAGAUUGAUGGAGUGAUGAGAAUAUUUGGUGGUGUUCAGCAGCUCAAAGGGAUCUACAAUGACAAAAAGAACCUGUUUGAAAUAAGAGAGAAUGUCCCAAAGAAGUUAAUUGAAAAAGUGGCAGGGGACAUCGAGAGCCUCUUGGCCAAGAAGGUCCGGGCGUUAAAGAGAGUGGCUGAUGCAGCAGAAAACUUCCAAAAAGACCAUCGCUGGCAAGACAACAUCAAGGAGGAGGAUAUCGAGUAUUAUGAUUCCAAAGCUGACACAAGAUAUGAUGAUCCAGAGGGAGAAGAAAUUGAAAGAGAGAAGUCCAACUCCUUGAAGCUGGAGUUCACAGAGGAUGCGAACUUUAAAACCAAGGUUAACUACUCUUACGCUGCUGUGCAGAUACCGACAGACAUCUACAAAGGCUCCACUGUCAUCCUCAAUGAGCUAAACUGGACAGAAUCCCUGGAAAACGUAUUUAUUGAAAAUCGAAAAGAAGACCCAUCUCUUCUGUGGCAGGUCUUUGGCAGUGCCACGGGUGUGACUCGCUUCUAUCCAGCCACCCCCUGGGGGGCACCCGAUAAGAUUGAUCUGUACGAUGUCCGGCGAAGACCUUGGUACAUUCAAGGGGCCUCAUCUCCGAAGGACAUGGUGAUCAUCGUGGACGUGAGCGGCAGCGUUAGUGGCCUGACACUGAAGCUGAUGAAGACGUCAGUCUAUGAUAUGCUGGACACGCUCUCAGAUGAUGACUAUGUCAAUGUGGCAUCAUUUAACCAAAAGGCACAACCCGUAUCCUGCUUCAACCAUUUAGUCCAGGCCAAUAUCCGCAACAAGAAGGUCUUCAAAGAGGAUGUGGAAGGCAUGACGGCCCAAGGAACCACUGACUACAAGGCUGGCUUUGAGUAUGCCUUUGAACAGCUGCAGAAUUCCAACGUCACGCGAGCCAAUUGCAAUAAGAUGAUCAUGAUGUUCACUGACGGAGGAGAAGAUCGAGUGCAGGAUGUGUUCGAGAAGUAUAACUGGCCCAACAAGACAGUACGAGUGUUCACCUUUUCUGUUGGACAACAUAAUUAUGAUGUCACUCCCCUGCAAUGGAUGGCUUGUGCGAAUAAAGGUUAUUACUUUGAAAUUCCCUCCAUCGGGGCCAUCCGAAUCAACACACAGGAAUACCUGGAUGUUCUAGGAAGACCCAUGGUCCUAGCAGGCAACAAGGCAAAACAGGUUCAGUGGACCAAUGUUUAUCAGGAUGCUUUGGGUCUUGGAUUGGUAGUGACAGGCACUCUACCAGUGUUCAACCUCACUGAGGAUCACAGCCUUGAAAAGAAGAACCAGCUCAUCCUAGGCGUUGUGGGAGUUGAUGUGGCUCUGGAUGAUAUCAAGAAGCUGACGCCACGAUACAAUUUAGGGGCUAAUGGCUAUAUGUUCGCUAUUGAUCUGAAUGGAUAUGUACUGCUACACCCAAAUCUGCGACCCCAGAUCAUCAAUUUCCAGGAACCUGUGACCCUGGACUUCCUUGAUGCUGAACUGGAGGAUGAGAACAAAGAGGAGAUCCGUAGAAGCAUGAUAGAUGGGAAUGAGGGGCAGAGAUACAUCAAGACUCUGAUAAAGUCCCAGGAUGAGAGAUACAUAGAUGAAGUGCACAGGACCUAUACCUGGGCCCCUAUCAAAAGCACAAAUUACAGCCUAGGUUUGGUCUUGCCACCCUACAGCACCUACUACAUCCAAGCUAACCUCAGUGACCAGAUUCUCCAGGUGAAGUUACCAAGCAAAAUGAAGGAUUUUGAAUACCUGCUGCCAAACAGCUUUGAGUCCGAGGGACAUGUAUUCAUUGCUCCAAGAGAAUAUUGCAAAGAUCUCAACCAGUCGGAUAACAACACUGAAUUCCUGGAAAAUUUUAUCGCCCUCAUGGAAAAGGUGACGCCUGACUCCAAGCAAUGUGAUAAUUUCCUCCUCCACAAUCUCAUCCUGGACACAGGAAUCACCCAACAACUGGUGGAGAGAGUAUGGAAAGACCAAGACCUAAGCACGUACAGUCUCCUAGCUGUGUUUGUUGCCACUGAUGGUGGCAUCACCCGUGUUUUCCCUAACAAAGCUGCUGAAGAUUGGGAAGAAGAUCCAGAACCUUUCAAUGCCAGCUUCUACCGAAGGAGCCUAGAUAAUAAAGGCUACAUCUUUAAACCACCCUACCAGGAUCUCAGCUACAGAGACCAAGACCUGGAAAACAACACAAUUGGGAUUCUUGUUAGCACAGCUGUUGAGCUCAGCUUUGGCAGAAAGCCCUUGAACCCAGCAGUGGUUGGAGUGAAACUUGAUGUGGAGGCCUGGACAACAAAAUUUAAAGUCCUUGCAAGUAAUCGAACAGAAAGGGACCAGCUAGGAACACGAAGAUGUGACCCCUCUACAAGCUGUGAGAUGGACUGUGAGGCUAAUUACAAGGACCUCCUUUGUGUGCUCAUUGAUGAUGGGGGUUUUCUGGUGCUCUCCAACCAGGAAGAUUAUUUGAGCCAGGUAGGAAAGUUCUUCAGUGAGGUGGAUGCUCACUUGAUGUCUGCACUCUACAACAAUUCAUUCUUCACAAGGAAGGAAUCGUAUGACUUCCAAUCUGUUUGUGCUCCAGAAGCUCCAAGCAACACAGGAGGCGCCCCACGAGGGGUGUAUGUGCCAACCAUGGCCGAUUUCCUGAACCUGGCCUGGUGGACAUCAGCAGCUGCCUGGUCUCUGUUUCAGCAGUUCUUAUAUGGUCUAACCUACAACAGCUGGUUUCAAACAGAGGAUGUCACAGCAGACAGCAUGGAGUCCAAGGAGACCAGCUGCAUCAUGAAGCAGACCCAGUACUACUUCAGUACAGUUAAUUACACUUACAACACCAUCAUCGACUGUGGAAAUUGCUCCAGGCUAUUCCAUGCACAAAGGCUUGCCAGCACCAACCUUCUGUUUGUUGUAGCUGAAAAGCCAAUAUGCAGUCAGUGUGAAUCCACCAAGCUUCUCCAAGCAGAAAUAAAGGCUCCACCAGGAGAUCCCAAUCAAUGUGAGCUAGUAGAGAAGCCACGGUAUCGAAAAGGUCCCCACGUCUGUUUUGACUACAAUGCAACAGAAAAUACCUCAGACUGUGGCAGAGGGGCCUCCUUUCGACCUUCCUUGAGUACCUUGUUAUCUCUGCAACUGCUUCUCCUCUAUUUGACUGCCAGUUGGCAUCCACUGCCCUUGGCACCUUGCCUUUGAAACAUCCAUUUAGCCUAGCCCAUCCAUAUUUGUUUUAUGCACCAUCUCCAUCCCCUCCAGACUUGCCAGGGAAGAGCAGCAGCUGCCUAGUUCCAUCAGCUCUGGUUACACCUUGGCCCUCACUCAUGAGGAUCUUCUCUUUCUUCACUCAGAAGUCUGGAAGCUAUUCUCAUUGUUUGUUUUACCCCAAUCCUCUUCUUAUCCUCCCAGUGUCUCUGCACAGCAGGUUGUGCAAACAUAGAGCUCUGAGCAAGACUUGGGGAAGCAUUAUUCUUCGUGAUCUUCUCCACAAUGAACAUCCUUGAGCUUUGAUUCAUUGCUCUCCUUUCCACUCAUUGAGCUGUUGGCCAAAUACAAAGAACAGUGGCCUCAUAAUUCUUUUUCCCAUUGAAUCUGUGGAAUUCUGGGAGACUUUUGUCAGUUUUCAUCAGGAGAUGUCCCAUCAUUUUAUUGUCUUAAAAGUAUUUAAUCAACAAUGCUGACAAAUUACUAUUGUGUUUGAAACAAUUUACCUUCCCAUUCCCAAUCAUGCAAAACAGCAACAACAAAAAUCAAUAGAGCAGAAAAAAAUGGUAUAUUCUUGCCAAAUUGAUUCUGUAGUCUAGUUAACCAAUCAGCCAAUUCCAGUGGCUUGUUGAACUCAAAGUAAUCCUAGGAUGUCACACGGCAUCUCCAUUCCACCCAAUCCGCUCUGUGCUUUCCAAGGCCAUCGUUCCUGAAUCUUUCAUUAAUUAGAUCCCAUCUCAGAUUUUUAAAUUAUUAUUUUAGCCUGAAGAUUUUAAACUAGAUCUUUCUACAUCUAAUUUCCAAGCAUUUUAGCCUGACAAAUUAUAGUAAUUAUUGUCAGCAACAAAGACACAAAGGAGGAAAAAAAAUGAUUGGACUUGAAUUUUAUGGUCAGUAUUAUUUAUUUUAACCAAUAACUCCAUACUAAGAGGAUCUGGAGAGUGAUCAGGGGAGAAGGAAAUGCGUGAAGAUCUUUAUGUGCACCCUUCUAGUAACCCAUGCAUGGCUGUAGGGGACAGUGACCCUCACCGUCAGCAAAAUGAAUAGCACAGUACAGUAAUGGACAACAGAUACAUCCCAACUAAACAAUCCCUGUCUCCAGUCAUUUCCUGGCCUCUCCUGUUCUUUAUUGGGCCCAGAAAUGUUUGGGUUAAUCAAGAAAACACUAUUAUCUCUUCUGCUCCCCAAAUUACUGUGAACACUUUGGGGUUUCAGCUUUACCCUUCCUUUGAGAUGGGCAAAGGGUAGAGUUUGAGCAAGGCAAAGGUGAGCUCCUUCCUACUUCACACUGUCCCUUUUUCGCUAAAGAAUAUUAUCCACCAUUACGGCAAGAGCCGCCUGUGUCAAACCCACCCACAAAGGCAAUAUCCAAAGGUUUUCUUUCUGAACUUUGUGCAGAAAAGGAACUGCACCUUUAGAGUGCCCAACAUUUAUCCAGUACUGGGACUAUGGUGGUACAACCAGGCCUCAAAAAGCAGGUGUUUUGCAGAGUAUUGAUUAUCUACGUCUGUGUACCUGAGCAGGAAAGUGGGAAAGUGUGCUGCAUCACCGUGAAAGUUUUGACACCAGGCACUCAGCUCAAAACCACAGAAUCUGUCAGACUGAUUCUGCAGGCACAUAUUCCCUGGCUGGGUUAGAGCUAAAAGCCAGCAGCCACACCAUCUAUUGCAGAUUGUAAAACAGGCUUAAAACCAGAAUUAUCACCCACUCCUCAGAAGCUAUCUGUUGUGUAGAACUCGAAAAUUACCAGCCUGUAACUUAUGCCCACAAACAUACCUGGCCAUUUAACACAAACCGAAAGGCUUGCAGUUCCAGGCAUCUCCAGAAUUUCCUUCUCUUCCGCCAAAUGUCUCCCAGUGCAUAGGAAUAACACUCCCUUGUUUCUGCUUUAUGCGGCAUGAGAACCAUAAUCUGAGACUCACUUUUGGGCAAUGUGAAGAGCUGCAGCAGUAUACAGUAUGGUAUAAUGCAACAUCAGUUGCGGGAAGCAGUCAAUUGCUGUAUCAGUAACUGUGAUACCCUCUCCUUGCAGUACCAUGUGGUUUGAUGCAGUUUACAAGAGCAUGAGGAAAUAUUAUGCACAACAAUGUGCCUCAUUUCAACUUCACAUGCCAUAAAUCCUCAACCAAGAGCCUUUCUUCAGUUAUCUGAUCCAAAUUUUGACAUACUACCUGAGCAAUUAAAGCGUUACAAAUCAUGAGCAAUUAGUGCUACAAACUUCAUUUGCUUUGUUAAAAGGAAAUCUGGAAUGCAAAAACUGAUGGCAUAUUUACUUGAUUUUGUAUGUUUCCUGGGAGUUUUAUUAACAGCUUCAUGGUGUGUCUGAAAGAGAACUUUCUGUGGUGCUGUUUUGGUCUUUUAAUUCUUAACUGGAAGAGUGGGGAAAAUCCUCCCCAAUCCACCAAGAAGAUGGUAAACCAAAAUCCUACGGAGACAUCACAACUCACAUGUGAUGCAGACCAUGCCACCUGGGUGCCCUCACAGCCAAAGCAGAUGACAGAGGACCCAGACAAAUGUGGGGUAUCUUGGGAUACUCUGAUGGGCUGAAACAGUCCCUAAGCAUGCAGACAAGAUACAUUAGAGAAAGCUAAUCACUGAAGUUAUCUGAAGGAGUUUUUCUGUGCUCCUGCUCUACUAUGAUCUGAAAGGGCAGGGUGAGGGUGAAAUCAGGUCAGACUGCUAUAAUAAAUAGGGAAAUAUGAUGUAUUUUGUAGGAAAAGUCCACUUGAAAGAUCUGGAAGUAGACCUUUGACACCUGUGCUGUGGUGUACGUUUACUUUCUCUCCAGGGAUCCUUGUUCUUGAGAGCAAAUAUUAGAUUUCUUGAUUUCUUACAAUCAGUGCCACUUCAAUUCCUCCAUUGAAUACCCUAGAUUUCACAUCAACUGCAAAGGGUCUAGAAAGUCCACUUCUUCCAAAUCUCUCAUUUUUUCCCCCCAGGUGACUCAUAAACAUUGAAAUUCCACUGGUGCCAAGAGUAAUAGUUUUGCUUCAAAGGCCUUGGAUAGAAGUAAACUGAAUCCUAGAGAAGUAAACUGGGAAAUUAUGAAUAGCUCUACCGCUACCUGAUAGACAGUAGAGAGAAUACCAUUAUACCUUGGGUAUACUCCCAGUAAUAAUCCAUUGUACUGGCUGUGGAUACAUGCCCAGUGUCUUGCUGGUCUCUUCUGAGCAGAGACUACCAAAUUGUGCCAAAUUGUGUGAUUGUUUUGUGAUGUGGGCAACUGUUUGUAGUGUGCUUGGCUGAAAUUCCCCACAUUCAUUCCAAUUUAGUCUGACUGAAACCAUAGUCUCCUAGGCCACUUUGUCUGUGACUAUAUUUGGCUAGUGCUCUGGAGCCAGCCUAUGUGCAUAGGGUGUACUUCAUUAGGAACAGAUAUUCAGGGGUGAAGAAAGCUGGAGCACAGAGUCUAUGCACUUAUCAGAAGAUGGUAGAGGAUUUGCAGUGCUUUUUACCUGGGUGAAGAGAGCUGUUUUUAUUAAGGGCCCUGCCUUUUUUCUGAAUACUUCCCUACACUGGCAGCAUGGAGAGUCCCUUCUUGGUCAGCUGCUAUUGCCUACUUAUUAAAAACCUGGUUUAAAGCCUACUAAGAUCAAACUGAAGACCUUUAUUUAGUGUUUGAGCUUUGGCUGACACUCUUAGAGAUGUUGCUUUCAAACGUCCAAACCUAACAAAGCCACAUCACAAAUUAAGGAUGAGGCAUACUCCUUUUUAUUCAUAUAUAUAUAUAUAAGAUGUACUUUAAACAAAGGAAUUGCCCGUUCUCCCCACCCACCACCAUACAAUGAGCCGCUUCCACUCACCUUUGCUGUGAGGAGCACUGAUUCAUCCUCCCAAGCUUGCCCCACUCCCGUUUUGGUGGGCCAGCCACCAUUUUUUAAAAAUCACAUGUACAUUUAUCUUUUUUUAAAAAAUUGGUUUCUUACACGUUGAAAAAUUGCUCUGGGGAGGAAGGGUGAGGUAAGUUAGCCAAUUUGGUUACAGCCCAUCAAUGCUGUGUAAAGCUGGCUUAUGCUUCAAUCUCAUGAAACUGGUUUCCCUGUGCUCAAUCCAGGAAAGAAUAUAGCACAUCUGAACAAAAUGCUAUGCUUCUACAGAAGGCUAAGCACUCAAACUAUGUACAUCUCAUGCACCCUAAGAAAAUAAUAUUUUAUUUUCCACAUAAAGGGUUACAAAGCUCUGGAAAGACUGUGGGAACUGCUGAUGGAUGUCAUUCAAGAUCCAUUCUAGCUGUGAUGGAUCAGCACUUGGUCAACAUUGCCCAAUUUGUAUCAUGUAGUCUCCCAGUGACUUGCAGUGGUUCUAAAGCUUCUACCUAUAGUUUUUUUUACUUCUGCUUUACCUUGUAGCUUAGAGAUUUCAAUGAAUCCUUACUAAGGACUGUGGUAUUUGUUCAUAUGCAGGUGUAGUGCAUUAAAUCACCAUGCCACCUUGCAGAGAUUAGGAAAAUGAAUUAUUGGGUAAAAGCCUCACCCUAUUUCUGUAGUUCCACAUAGCAAAUCUAUUCCAACAGCAUCUCUAUGCCUUCCUGGCAUCUGGCUUUCGUCUCCCUUUCAGAGGGGAGUGAAGACAGCUGAACAGAGAGCACUGGAUAAAAUUGAAGAUUUCUACACAGCCCCACACCAGGAAGAGCACAGAUUGAAAACACAGCACAUUUCCAACUUUCAGCGCUUAUCCUAAUCACAUUUGGAGAUCAGCCUCUUGGCUGACCAUGCAGGGAGCCAGUUACUGCCAGAUGUGGUGGAGAUGCUGCUCUGCUCCAGCUCCCUUUAUGUGGAAUUUGUGGAGAUCAUGUUUAGACACCUAGUCAGAGUUAAGGCAAAAGGGAGGUGGGGCAGAAGGGCUCCCUUUCUUAUUACUCACCCCUCAAUUCAGCACUAGCUCCUCACAUUUUUCACAAUGGUUACAAGCAUGAAACCAAGGCCGCCUUUUGCUGGGUUUCAGAGCCAAAGCAGGCAAGUAUUUGGAUGAUGAAUUAUUUCUAUGGUGAAAAAGGCUGAGAAAAUUUGGCCUGUUUUCAAUGCAAGUGGGUUAUUCUUUUUUCUUUUCUUUUUUUUAAAUGAGUAAAAAUGAAGAUUGGUAAUUGUGGGUGAGCUGAUGGCAUCACAUUAUAUGCAAGUCUGAAGAUGGAAAGCAUUCUCUGCCACACUAGUAAUGUUUGCCUUUUAAGAAUGAGAGAUCUUCAGGUGAAUUUGUAAAUAAGUGUACAUGGCUGAUCCAACCAACAUCCAGCUCUUUCCAAAUAGCUGUUCAGAGAUGUGCAUGAGGGCUGGAAAUCCCACUCCCAGCACAGCUUCUGUUAUCUGUAGGAGAUCACAGAGUCAGUGGUCAUGGCUGUGUCAUCUGUAUGUCAGUAAGCCUUCCUCCUGUCUCCAUUUCAGCUUUGUCCACUGAAGAAUGAUGGGGAUGGUAUCAAAGAGAGGAGAGCUAAAAGCAUGAUUGUGAUGCUUGCCUUUUAUUUGCAAGCUAGGAAAAACUGGUAGCCUCAUAGAUCAUUGCAAACUAACUUGAAAUGGUAAAGGAAUGAAAAUAUUUGCUCAAACUCCUAAGAUGGAGAAACAAUUUAUGGAAAUGAAGUGACAAGAGAACAGAGCAGGAGAGAAGAAAAUAAUUCCAAUUAGAAGUGAGAAAUAUUUGAAAUAGGUUAAAUGAAGUCUUAUAAAUAGUAAGCGGGCAUCAUAGUCAUGAGCUGGGCAUCUAUCUGGUUUCCUGAAUUCUGGAGAGAGGGGGAAAGAGCUUGGGAGAGGAUGAAGCUGCACAAGACAGGAAGCUCUAGGGAGUAGUGUGCUUGGCCAGUGCAAGGGAGUUGGUAGAGGGAUGAAGCCAAUAACGUCUUGGAACUACUAGACCUCUUAAACUACCAGAACCCUUAAAGGUUGGGUGGAGGCUCGGUCAGCCUUUCCUACGUGACAUGUGCUGCCAACAUAUGGUUAGUGGGAAUGAGAAGUAGCGAUGACUGACACCAUCUAACAUGCUUAGUCCAUUUUAAAAUCACCCAAAAUCUGAGUAAAACAAUUUGUGGUGGGGUAGAGUGGGCAGGAAAAGGGGGUCCGUGAUUUUAAUAUGGUCUUGGAAGCUUGACUCCAGAGUCAAGGAAGGAGAGGGGGUUCAUUAAUAAUGACAAAGUUAAUUAAAAGGUCAUUUUGCUUGUAGCUUUUUCAGUGUGUGUUUGGUUAUGUCUAUGGGAACCGUGCUUUGACCAGAUGGCUGGCUCUGUGUUACUGGGAGUGUAUGUAAAUCUGUAGUCUAGUCGGGUGCUGCUCAUUUGAGAAAAAUGAAAAAAAAAUGGAAAUAUACAUAACUAUAAAUAUAUAUAUAUAUUAUAUUUUAAGUUACAAAAAAUGAAAAAAGCAAAGCAUCAAGUAGUUGUUAUGACAGCUGCCUGGGAUCAAAUUCCUAUUAUUCUUUAUCUGAAGUUUUCCCCCCAAAAAGGUUUUUUUUUUUUUUAAUCUUUUUUUUUUUGUACAGAAGAGUUGGAAAAUUUAAAAAAACAAAACCUAAAAUAUUUGUAAAAUAUUGUGUGUGUGAUUCCUUGUAAAAUAUUUUCAAAUUGUUUAUUACAGAGGAUCAGUUAUUAAAUAAUGUUCAUAUUUUCACUUCAAA